Apis mellifera (honey bee) is the source of this 3539-nucleotide messenger RNA. RefSeq names its product protamine-like. The transcript is spliced from 2 exons. NCBI's taxonomy places the organism in Eukaryota, Metazoa, Arthropoda, Insecta, Hymenoptera, Apidae. The record is from RefSeq and is a predicted model, not a curated record. The coding region runs from base 2844 to 3221 and encodes 125 amino acids.
CCAAUUCCAUAUUCGAUUUCAAUUUCUUGCCUUAUUGUUCUUCGUUCCAAGUUAAAAUUUACGAUAAGAAAUGCAAACGUUGAUCCACUUUCUUUAUUUUCGUUAUAAAUAACCGUGCAUUUUAUUGCCUUUUUCUUUCUUUCUUUCUUUUUUUUUUUUUUUUCAAAGAGAUUUCGAUCGCAAGGGAAAAAGAAAAACGAUUCAUCGAUGCGUUAGAGAAAUAGCGGGGAGAGCAACGUCGACCUUUGCGAAACUUUGAAAUAUGACGUGAGGCAAACAGCAGAUGUUACACACUGUGCCAAAACCAAUUUGGACCGUCUCAAGAAUGUGCGCCACACAGUUUUCCACCAGCCAGUAUAUACCUAGGGAAACGGUUUCGAAGCGGCGGAUUUGUCAGGGGAACGACGCCGCUGUGUUUUCACCCAGACACAGACCUUAAAGUGUCGCUUAAGCGAGUGGCAUCCUGGGCUUGUACAUGAGUCACUCUCUUGUUCGAUCGACCCUCGUCACGCAAUUCCCACCACGCGUGUGUGUGUGUGAGACGCAAUUCGCAGUUUUUGAAAUCGAGUACACCGCGGUUUCUCGAAACGUUUCGCGUCGACUCGAUUUUAAAUUUGGAUCUCGAUCUUUGCGCGAAAACAGGCGAUUGUACGGCGUACAAUGUAGCCAAAUAGUUUUAAAAUUAUCGAUCGCACGACAAAUUUAGAAUCCUCGAAUCCAGGAAUUCGAAUUCGAGUUAUUAACUUGGAGUGAACGGAUCGAUCGAGCGGAAAGUGUUGUAACUCGGAUAUGUAAUCGACGAGAAACGAUAUGUAAAGACGUGUAACAAGAUUAUUUAUUUCUAUCGCGCGUACGGUAUUGGCUCGCAAAAUUCCGUGACAUUUCUCAAUUUACAAUUUGCACCAACGUCCAGACUAAUGACGGUUCCGCUCCAUUACUUUACAGGCAAAUAUUUUUCACGCGGAUAAAUGGCGCACGCAUGCGAAACACGCGUAACACGAACAUCGUUGGGGAGGGAAAAAAGAAAAAUAAAAAGAAAGAAAGAAAAAAAAAAGAGUUCGAAUUAACAUAACGUGUUACUGGGUUACAUGGAAAAGCACGCGAGUCUCAUCUGACACGGUUUAUAAUUUUUCCCAAUUCACCGCCGAUUUGAGAGAAAUUUGAUCGUUGAAUGAUAAAAAUGUUGGCGAAAGAGUUAUCGAUCUCGAUCGAACAACCCAUAAAUUUCGGAUCGUGUUCGAGCUCCGAUUGCUAUUCCGAAUCCAUCCGAACUACGAGCGAAAUGAUCGUAGAAGGCGAAUAACGGUUUCGAAUAAAUCAAUUAUUUCUCUCGGCGGAAUUAAACCGCGAUCGAAGCUGCAACGUGUUGCAACCUCGGGUCAAGGGUGUGUCUGUAUUUUCAGCGUCCGACAAUCCGGCGCGAUUUCGUCCGAGCGGAUACUAAAUAUAAAUCACAUUGACUUUUGGAUAUGAAUCGGCAAGUUAUAUUUGCAUUCCGCGAUCUUUUUCCACGAUUUUUAACGAUAUUACGUAUACUUGCCAAGAAAUAUGCAUAUACAUAAUAUAACUGCCUGUAUUUACAGCAUGGAAUUGGAGGAAAGGGAGAGACGAAAUUGGAAAUUCGAAGAAAAUUCCCUGAUUACGUCAAUUUAUUUUAUCAAACGAUUGAAACAACGAUCUUAAUCGACUCGAUCGAGUCACUGAAAUUGCCGCGAAAACGUUCAACGAAACGUUCUUUCCGCUGUUGGAAAUAUAUGAAACCGAGCCUGUGUUAUUAACGCACGGUCGGUUGCUUUUCGACGUGAAAUCUUUAAUGAAGAGCCGUAUUGAUUACACGGAACAAUGCAGCAUCGAUUGCUAAAAUUAACCGUCGCCACGCUCUUAAAGAAGAAAGGGAGAGAGAGUCUGGUAGGAGUGGCUCGGCUCGAUUUUAAACGGCCAACGAUUUAUUAUUACUUUUUAAUCACCCGGCGUCUCUUCUCGCCGUGGCAAUUCGAUCAUCAAAUGGCAACACGCGAACCGAGCAUCGGACCAGCCGCGAAAGUGUGCGCGAUAAUUUCGAGUGGCGCCCCACGAUGCUAACGGUUGUUCACUUAAUUAAUGAUCAUUACGAUGCAGCGAACCGUGUGCACCUCGACAUAAUUUUCCACAGUUGAAAGACGUCUCGAACGUACUUGUACCACUGUUUUCGAACCUUGUACACGAAAAUAACGUACGAGCGAAAUUAUUAUCUUUGAUUGCUCCAAUUAUCGAUUUUAUUUUUUUAAAUCACAAUUGAUGUAAAAAAGAAGAAAAAAAAAAAGAAAAGCGAUACGAUACUUGUCGAUAAAGGAAUAUUAUCCGAUAUAAAUUUCGAUAUUUUUCGUUCGAUUUUGAACUUUUACUUGAUCAAUUUCCGAGAUUGAGGAAAGGGAAAGCGAAAGUCGAAGAGGAACGAAAUUACGCUUCCUAUUUCCGCUCGUUCCGGGGAGCGGGGAGAAAAUUGAUUUACUCUCGUUCUCGUGCUACCAAGGCUACCAAGGCCGCCAAUAAUUUCGGCCAGAUUAUUAUUCCAGCGUUUCUUUCAUCUCUGAAAUGGUUGUGCGAUCGCAUUGUGAUCUCGAUUCGGAUUGCAAAUUCGGAACGAAGCGAAGGGUGAAGCGAGAUAAACGAGAUGAGCGAAUUAUGCAAGAAGUCGGUGUCCUCGAUCGAUGUUCGAUCAGCGUACUACGAUACUAUCGAUAAGACGCGAACAUAGUCGACAAAUAGUUCAAAUGUUUUCAACCGUUUGGAUAUGUUAAGUUUGGCUACAUAUAUCAAAUUUUCAAGUAAAAAUUCAAUAACCAAAGACACAUCAGCACGACAUGAAUCGACCCCUCGGCUAUGAAAAUCCCAACGACGACAGGAACGCAAUACCACAGGAUGUUCGAUUGGAACCGACUCCAAACGUGGACACGGCUGUGAUGGAGAGAGGGAGAGGGUGCCGCCCCCGCCGCCGCCGCCGCCGCCGCCGUCGCUCGAGGAAGGGCAAGUGCAUUUGCAAACCGCGUAGAAGAAGGCGAAGGCUGAUCCUGUCCUCGAAUCCUUUCAUCAUCUUCUACCUGGAAAUGUACUUCAAGUCGCCCGGGGAACGCGUGACGAAGGUGGCACGCAAAGCCGGCAAGAUGUGGUGCGCCCUGCCGGAGAGUUCGAAAAGGAAAUACAUUCAGUUGGCGGAAAAGGCGAGGCGAAGAAGAAGAUAGGGAUGAACGAAAACUCUGUCCAUUGGUGAUACCAAGAACCUCGUGAUACGAAAGAAGAGGAUGGAAGGCGGAUCUCCACAGCUUCCGGAUCUCGAAAGCUUCUUCUCGAACGCGUUCGCGCGUUUUUUCCAAGACAAGCGGCGAUCAAUCGCAUUCGAAUCGAAAUGCUCGCGCAACGACACAACAACAACAACAACAACAACAACAACAAUACCAACAACAACAACAACAAUUCAUAUUUAUCGUUAAAAUCGAAACAUAAAGUACAAGAAAUUCGUAUCGAGAAUCCAUUGUUCGACACUGUUGUCCCGUGUCCUG